UCCUACUUCAAUCUAUAAAACCCUCAUGUUUUCUUCUUCACAGCAACAUGGAUCUGAAAUAUUGCAGCAGGUAGCGUAUACGCCGUCUUCUCACAUACAGGAGGAGGCACUCUUCACCAUGGGAGAAGCGCAGGAAGUGCAGCUCCAUGUCAGAGAGGCGGGAUCGGGAUCGGGAUCCCCAAAGACAGCUACUUUCAGCCAAACUCCGCCUUCCUCUUCAAAGCUCAAAAGCUGGCGAUGGUGGCUCAUGAUCUCCCUCCUCACCCUCUUCAUCCUCGUCGGCCAGACAGCCGCAACCCUCCUCGGCCGCUUCUACUACAAAUAUGGCGGUAAAAGCAUAUGGAUGGCCACCAUCGUCCAAUCUGCCGGUGCUCCCCUCCUCUUACCCUUCAUCCUCUUAUACCCCAUCAUCUCUUCAUCCUCUUCCACCCCGGCGACAACAACCGCCGUUAAGAUCUCCGCGGUCUACAUCGGCAUCGGCCUCCUUAUUGCCGGAGACAACCUUAUGUACUCCUACGGUCUCCUCUACCUUCCCGUCUCUACCUACUCCCUUCUCUGCGCCACACAACUAGCCUUCAACGCCCUCUUCGCCUACUUCCUAAACUCCCAAAAGUUCACUCCUUUCAUCUUCAACUCCAUCCUCCUCCUCACGCUAUCCGCUGCCCUCCUCGGCGUGCGCUCGGAAGGCAGCUCUGUUUCAAGCAACAAGUACCCACUAGGUUUUGCCCUAACCAUAGGUGCAUCGGCGACAUUCUCGCUUAUUAUGUCUCUGAUGCAAUUUUCCUUCCAGAAGGUUUUGAAAUCGGAGACAUUUCUGGUUGUGAUCCAGAUGAUUCUAUGGACUAAUUUCUUGGCCUCGACGGCAUCCGUGGCAGGGCUUUUUGUCAGCGGAGAGUGGAAGGGAAUUCAUUCGGAGUUUGUGGAGUUUGAGAAAGGUGAGGUUUCUUAUAUUAUGGCUUUGGUUUGGAUUGCGAUAAGCUGGUUGCUGUUUUCUGUGGGGACUGUUGGAUUAAUCUUUGUGGUUUCUUCUCUCUUCUCCAAUGUGAUUGCUACAUUGGCAUUGCCUUUGGUGCCUAUGUUUGCCGUGGUGUUUUUCCAUGAUAAGAUGGAUGGGGUAAAAGUGGUGGCUUUGCUGAUUGCUAUUUUGGGGUUUGCUAACUACUUGUAUCAGCAUUAUCUUGAUGAUUCAAAGGAGAAGAGUAGGAGGAAAGAUGAUGAUUUGUAAGAGAGGUAUUGAUUUGUACUUAUAUUUUUUUACUUAUAUUGUAUGGUUUGGGGCUGUUUUAGUGUAUAUUAGUCCCAUUGAUUACUGAAAGAACGAAUUUUAGGAUGCUUUAGUUCACUUUAUGUUACUGAUUUGUGUAUGCUGAACUAAAUGGAAGCAAUAUGUUUGGUUUAUGAAUCAUGUACAUUAUGAUGUAAUAAAAAGUUAAUCUUAGGUGCACAAAUGUUGUUUU
This is a messenger RNA of Phalaenopsis equestris, 1457 nucleotides long. Its product is annotated as probable purine permease 11. Gene Ontology annotation, cellular component: membrane. The record is from RefSeq and is a predicted model, not a curated record. Gene Ontology annotation, molecular function: purine nucleoside transmembrane transporter activity. Lineage: Eukaryota; Viridiplantae; Streptophyta; Magnoliopsida; Asparagales; Orchidaceae. The transcript is spliced from 2 exons. Bases 26 to 1225 code for a protein of 399 amino acids.